UAGCAUAUUUGUGACUUUGAUACUCAUCAUGCUGCGGAUCGCCCCAAAGCAGUGCUGUUGCAGUUUUUGACCGUGUUUACCCCAAUAUUUCCUCGACCCAGACUUACAAGACUUAACGGAAACAUGGCGAAUCUAAAGACGGUCCGUUUGGCACCGUAGUGUGGGUAUAUAGAGACGGAACGACGCAGGAACAAGGAAGGCUCGUGACCGAGGAGCACCACUUUAUACAGCCUUUUCAAGUGCAGGCGGACAAAAGUCAUAAAGAACUUGACAGUGGUUCUUCCAACAUUAUUUAUAUGAGGGAUGAGGGAUGAAGGAUGAGGGGAAACCAUAAGGCAGCAAUCAGUUUCUAAGCAACAGCACCCACAACUCAGCAUGGGCUACAAGGUACCCGGGGCAGCAGACCGAGUGAGUCAGCUAUGGCGUCUGAGGCGUCGUGCUCGCCGUGGUGCACUCUGCAUGGCCUUCUUCUGCAUCUCCAUGGCUCUGCUGUACGCCCUGUGUGCAGAGAACAGCGUACCCGUCACCGACGCUAUCUUUGGCGUGCGGGCGCGGACCCGGGCCCAACCUCGCACACACUCUGUCAUCAAGGUGCAGCGAGGUGGAUCCAAGCCCGCGCUCGUUGACCCCCAAAAGCUUCCGGGCGUCGUCCCUGGCGACCCCCGCCGUCCGAUCCCCGUUCUGUCUUCGCCAAACCACACCCAGGAGCAUCAGACGCUAAAGCAAAAGCAAAGCAAAGAGCGUGAGGGUUUUUUCAGACGCAUGCUGCCCCGCCCUCUCAUGCGGGCACUGGAGACUCUGUUUGGAGGCCGUCGGCGGGGGGAACUGAGUGCUAAAGCGAGCGACGUCGAGUUUUUUGGCCCGAACAGCCUUUUGGGACAAGUGUGGAACGAGCAGAUGUCCACCAGCAUGCUGGGAAAUGGACUCAAGAAGGUGGUGGGGAAUUAUCAGGCGAUGAAUAAAUAUGGAGUAGAGUUCUCCAGCCCUACUGACAUCGCAAGCAGGCCAAAGCUGAGCGGUCCUGAGCUCCUCUGUGAGCUCUACAAAAAGGUGGAGGUGUCUUCGUUGACCCCUGACCUCCAGCCUCUCUUCUCUAUGACCUGGGCCUCACUGCUCCCUCCGAAGACUCUAACCGCCGACCUGGGGCCUUACAAGCAAUGUGCAGUGGUAUCCUCCGCCGGGUCACUGCGCAACUCCGGUCUGGGCAAAGAGAUCGACUCCCAUGAUGCUGUGAUGCGCUUCAACGCCGCCCCCACCACUGGCUACGAGAAGGAUGUCGGUUCUAAAACCACCAUCCGCCUUAUCAACUCUCAAGUAAUGGCUUCCGAUGACCACCACUUCCUGUCCAGUUCAUUGUACAGCUCAGGCGUAUUGGUGGCUUGGGACCCCUUUUCUGCUGACUUAACACAGUGGUUCAACCGCACCGACUACCCUAUCUUCGCCCAGUACCAGCGGUACAGGAAGCUCCACCCCCAGCAGCCCUUCUACAUUCUGCACCCUCGCUUUGAGUGGCAGGUUUGGCAGCUAAUACAAGACAACAUGGCCGAGCCCAUACAGAAGAACCCGCCCUCCUCUGGCCUGCUGGGUACAGUCCUGAUGAUGUCCCUGUGUGAGGUGGUGCACGUCUACGAGUUCCUUCCUUCACGCCGGAAGACAGCGCUUUGUCAUUACUACCAGCGCUACUACGACGCGGCCUGCACUCUCGGCGCUUACCACCCCUUGCUCUACGAGAAGAACCUGGUCAAGCGCAUGAACAGAGGGCCCGACCGCGACAUCUACAAAAAUGGACGUGUCACGCUGCCUGGGUUUCGAACCCUCAACUGCACUGAGAUUUAAUACAGUGAACCUUGCAUGAAGAACAAAAAGAACUGCCGCAUGACACAAGUUCACACACAGUCCAAUCAUCUUAAGAGCUGUGCCUGCUGACGGGUGUAUCUAAUACAAACGCCGGCAGUGAUAAUUAGCUCAACUUAGGAAGACCCUAUUUACUGCUUUACACAGCUUUAUUUAGCAUUUUGGCACAAAAUAAACAUUGCAAAAUCCUAAGGUUUUCCAUAAAGAUGCUUGAUAUAAGUAUGGUUACACAACAUACUUGACAGCAGACAUUUUUCUUGGGGGUAGGAGGUUUGUGAAAGAAAAAUGAUGAGACAUUCAAAGUCAAACACAAUUCAUUCAGUAAUGUAUCUCUGUGUGUAAAAUGUUAUUUUGUCAUUCCACUGUAAGGCACUACAUGGUUUACUUUGGAAUUUUCCAUCUUGAUUUUUUUGACAUGGUAUUCAAAGCCUGAAUGUAAAUGUUGUAAUAACUGUAGUCAAACUGUGAUAUACAUUCAAGUUAGGUUCUCAUCCACCAAAUCUUAAAUGGUAGUUAAAGACAUCAUCAAAACCUUUCAUACUCAGCCUGCGCAUUUUAAAUUCAGCUUUUGUCAAUAUACCUUCAGGCCCCUUGAUGACAAGUCGUCAAUGUUGCCAUGGUUGCGACUGCUUCUCUCCCACAACAACAGUAUUGUUGCCCUUUUUACUAUAAAAAAUGUCAAACAUUGACAGUUAUCCAAAAAUCACUAUGUAGUGGAUCAUUAUACAAAGGUUAUUUGGUUCCUAGAGAAAGAGACAAAAGAAUAAUAUAUGAAACAGAGUAUGCAUAUUAGGGGUGUGGGAAAAAAUUGAUUCGAAUACGUUGUGCAAUUCAGAAUCGAUUCUCAUUUUUAAAAAAUAGAUUUUUUUUUACCAAUUCAACAAACCACUACACAACAAUACCAUAACAAUGCAAUCCAAUUCCAAAACCAAACCUGACCCAGCAACACCCAGAACUGCAAUAAACAGAGCGAGCAAUUGAGAGGAGACACAAACGACACAGAACAAACAAAAGUCGUGAAACAAAAAUUAAUAUUAUCAACAACAGUAUCAAUAUUAUUUAUAAUUUCAGCAUAGCAGUGAUUAAAAAUCCCUCAUUGACAUUAUCAUUAGACAUUUAUAAAAAUAAAAAUAAAGAACAAUGUGGCUUACACUUGCAUCGCAUCUCAUAAGCUUGACAACACACUGUGUCCAAUAUUUUCACAAAGAUAAGUAAUAUUUUUGAUCCGUUUAAUAGUUAAAACAAAUUUACAUUAUUGAAAUCAGUUGAUAAAACAUUGUCCUUUACAAUUAUAAAAGCUUUUUUUUUUAAUCUACUCUGCUAGCAUGUCAGCAGACUGGGCUAGAUACUGCUGAAAUCCUAUGUAUUGAAUGAAUACAGAAUCAUUUUGAAUCGGAAAAAUAUCGUUUUUGAAUCUCGAAUCGAAUCGAAAAAAUCGACAUAAUAUCGAAUCGUGACCCCAAGAAUCGAUAUUGAAUCGAAUCAUGGGACACCCAAAGAUUCGCAGCCCAAAUAUAUAUGUUUGACUAAAUUUAUGUUAAAAAUACUUGCAAUUUCAAGCUGGCUGUACUCUAAUUGGUAUAAUUAUAUUCAAUAAAUAAUGAUUUUAAAAUACAUUUACAUAGGAUUAAUGCUAUUAAAUGGGAAAAAAUAUUGUUCCAACUUUUUGUCAGCUAACUCCCUACUAUAUCAGUGUUUAGUCUUCUUUUGCCUGCUCUCUGUUAGUAUUGAGGUCGACUUUGUCUCAACCAAGCACAGAAUGUACAUAACAUUAACUGUCGUCUUUUUGGUGUGUUUUUUUUGGCCAAAACACACUUUUAAUGUGAGGCAACACACUUAAUGUGAGGCACAGUAUUUGUUGCCACCAGUUGAUGUCAUCCUAAUGUAUCAUUGCACUUAAAUGUGGUGGCAAAGCUGACUUUAUUCUUCUCACUGAGCAAAAUGGGGUCAACUUCUUUUUCGAGCUGACUUGGUGAGGUUGUAAAAGUUGUGGUUAUUUUUCCGAGGGAAUCAGAGCGUAAACAUUGUUUUUUUGUUUUCGUAAUCAGCUUGUGUCAGCAGCUGAAUAAUUGAUGUCAGUGCAUUUCUGAGGAAAAUCAUUUGAUAUCUAUGCAGUUUCUCGUUGCACCUUGCAUGCUUCAUUUCUGCUGCUGUGAAGCGUCUUAUUUUUACCUCAAGAGUUGCUCGUUCUCUAGCUUUUGGCAUUCGUCCUCUUAUGAGAGGUGACAAUGUGGUAAUAUGCUUUUUUUUUAUUGUAAAUGUAACAACAUAUUUCAAAAAAAUAGUUCCCCUAAAAAUGUUGUUAGCAUGUGUUUUAUGUUUAAUCGUUUAAUGAUCCUGUAGGAAACAAUAAAAACACGAGGAUUAACACCAUUACCACCUGCAUAAUAAAGUAAACUGUGCUUCAAGAA
Molecule: messenger RNA, 4265 nt
Organism: Nerophis ophidion (straightnose pipefish)
Lineage: Eukaryota; Metazoa; Chordata; Actinopteri; Syngnathiformes; Syngnathidae
Gene: st6gal1
Product: ST6 beta-galactosamide alpha-2,6-sialyltranferase 1
Exons: 10
Coding region: 376-1836 (486 amino acids)
Molecular function (GO): sialyltransferase activity
Source: RefSeq, a predicted model, not a curated record